Silurus meridionalis is the source of this 5651-nucleotide messenger RNA. RefSeq lists its product as uncharacterized. The record is from RefSeq and is a predicted model, not a curated record. The coding region runs from base 668 to 5428 and encodes 1586 amino acids. NCBI's taxonomy places the organism in Eukaryota, Metazoa, Chordata, Actinopteri, Siluriformes, Siluridae. The transcript is spliced from 10 exons.
UAAAUCCACCCACUAACAGGUGCCAUGAUGAUCAUCAGAGUUCUUCACUGUGUUCUUUCACUCAGUGUUAUAAUGUUAUAGCUGUUCAGUGUAGAUUUGUGUCACAUAAACUAAGAUUAAGUGACAAAUAUAAUAACAGGAAAAUUACAGUCUUAAUAAAUCACAGUACUUUGAAUACUUAAGUACAUUUGAGGACAAAUACUUUUGCUCAAGUAAAAGUUUAAAGGGAAACUUUACUUGCAGAAAUAUUUUUCUGAGUCUAUCUCUUCUCUAAUAAUAAUAAUAAUUAUUAUUAUUAUUAUAAUCAUACUUAUAACGUGUGUGCGCGUGAACUCUGAUUUGUUUGGAGAGGCGCUCACCCCCCUCUCGUGCGCGCUGUUCACUUCCGCUCGGCCGCGGUGUUCACUUCCGGCUCGGAUCAAGCAGCUCUGCUACAAUCUCGCUGUGAGAUCUCACACACACACACACAGAGAGAAACACACACACACACACACACACUCCACAACAAGGAAACGAUGCCUCGGCAUUAGACCCUGCAAUCGAGCGGCGCGCGCACCCUCGCCGUUGACGGUAGAUGAUCGAGGCGGCGCGCGGUUCCGGUAGAGUUUCUCGGCCAUGAUGCUCGGCGCGCUCUUGUAAGCGAACAGGAGCGCUCUUUCUGUCCAAAAUGCCCGACUGCUGCGCCGCAGCCGACUGCAAGCAGAGCUCCGACCAGUGCAACGUCUCCUUCUUCAGGUUCCCCCUGGACCCCGAGCGAUGUAAACAGUGGGUGGGGAACUGUGGCAGAGCGGACCUGCAGAGUAAAUCGCCCGAGUACCUCCACAGAAACUUUAAACUGUGCUCGAGACACUUCGAGGCGUCUCUGAUACAGAAGGAAAGCGAACUGAAGACCGUUUUAAAGGAUGGAGCCGUCCCCACCAUAUUUGACUUCACGACCAAGAAGGGUAACUCGCAGAACAGCGCCAGGAAGAGAAGGAUACAAGCUGCUGCAACUGAACCAGUGGAAGCAAAAAAGGUGAAAGAUGAGUCCCAGGCGGUGGCCGUGGCACCAGAUGAGACCCAAGAGUCCACGGAGAACGCUAUACAAGAGGAAUCGAUCAGACCAGAGAAGGAGGAUCCUGCUACGUCCAACGCUAAGGAACUCCUGAAGCUCCACUUUAAGGAGACGUUAGCGCUCACCGGCUUCAGCAUUGUGAACAAUGUCUCUACCGGUGCGACCAAGUCCAUGGGGGGUGGAGCCGUCGGACCUCUCCCGGUCGACCCUGUUUGCGCAGAGGAGAUCGACCCGAAAGACGUGCUGAGGCUCGGAGAGGACGUGAUGCGUGAGGAGAUCCGAAACGCCUUGCGCAUGGCUCGGUUUUUUUCCAUUCUUCUUCAGGACAAGGCGAACAUUGAAGGCAAGGAUCAGAUCCCUGUGUUCAUACGAUCCGUCUGCAACGACGGCUUUCCGCAAAAGCACCUGCUGGGGUUCCUGCCCUGCGACGUGGACUCGGACAGCCUGUACCUCAUGCUCCUGUCGGAAAUCCGCAACAAAUGGGGACUUCGAAUGGAGCACUGUCGAGGCUUCACCUACCUGACGACGGGCGGCUUGUGUAAGAAGCUGAAAGAGUUCUCCUGUCGGAUGCUCCGGGAUUUCCCGCAGGUUGUCCUGGCUCCCAGCGACCCUUAUGCUUUCAACAUGUGGCUGAUCCGCUCCUUGCCUGUUCUUUCCGUACAGGAGGUGGUCGACACCGUAGAGGAGGUGGCCUCCAUCCUCAGGCAGUCCGAGACGCUUAUGAAAAAACUGCUGACGAAGAUUACGGCGGCGUACAGUCACAUCAAAGGAGAGGUGGAUCGCGUCAAGGAGUCUUGCCAGAACAAUUGGGAAUACGGCACGGAUGCCUUCCAGACCAUGCUGGACAUUCUCGAACCUCUGCUGAACAGCAUCGGAGAGAUGUGCACCAGCUCGUUGUCUGCGGUGGACGCGACCAUUGUAGAACAGGUGCUCAAGCUCAAGGAGAAGCUCAAGAACUUCAACUUCAUCAUCACCCUGGUGAUCCUGAAGAACACUUUGUGCUGUGUGAGCAUCCUGAACCCGAGCCUGAGGGGGAUCAUCAGCAUUAGCAGCACUUUGCAAUACACUAUCUCCAAUGCCUUAAAGCUGCUCAAUAAGCACCUCCAGGAGAUCCCAAUAUUCCACAGGAAGUGGUUCUCCGAUGCUGUAGGCAGGGCCAAAAAGCUUGGCGUCUCGGUCACUCUGCCAGCAGACACUGCUGCCAACGGUGACUCUGACAACAAAACGCAGACCUCACCGGAGGACUACUACAGGGAAACACUAAGCAAAAUGGUCCUGCAAUACCUCAUUGACGAGGUCAAGAGAGUCCUUGGUACUGAGAUGGUCAGAAUCCUGAGAUGGCUUUCUUUAGUGCCGUCGUACAUGGCUGACCACAACUUCAGCAUUCGAAAAGACAAGGUUGCAGACGCCAACCUGAACAACCUGGCUCGCCCAGACUCCUUCUACGAUGAGCUCGGGUGCUGGGAGGUCAAGUGGAGGCACGCGAGCAAGCGCAGGAUCCUGCCCACCGGCGUCUUCGCCACCUUAAAGAUCCCCGAUAUCGGGUUCUACCCCAACGUCCAGAGUCUGUUAAGAGUCCUGGGUUCGAUCCCCUGCAUCAAUGCCGACUCUGAUGUGUACGUGCAGUACGACAUGGUGCUGGAAAGAUACCGCUCCUACAUGAAGGCCACACCGGCAGAGAAAAGACUGUGCAACAUGGCGUUCAUUUACGUCAAUCAGGACGUGCACUUCAAUUUCGACGACAUGGUCCAGUCCUACGUGGAAAGCCAUCCGGACAUACUGCAGCUGCUUUGUAAGGAUGAGGUUAUGGACGUUCAACCUUCAGCAACAGAAAAUAAUACAAAUGAUGCCUCGAAGGACGACACGGAAGAGCCGAGAGAAGUUAUUUUGGACAUGGAGUCGGAGAGGCCAAGACCAGCCGAGUGUUCGGGGACCGAUAAAGAGGCGUUAAAGUCUGCUCUGAAAGCGGCGCUCGACGCAGCAUGCAACAGCCAAAGCAGACAACUCCAGGGCGGUUCGGAGAGCGAGGUCGAAUACGUGACCAAAUCCGAAAUGAACGAAGUUUUGAAAGUGUGUGCGGAUGUGGUGCGAGAGGGGGUUCUGUCAGAAGCAGGAAAUUCGUUCUUCUCGCUGUUCAUUGAUCGAGCGGUGAAGUUUGGCGAAACGGACUUCCUCCCGCUGUUUCUCAGGUUUGUGGACAGUUUUGAUGUCAUGCAUUUGGAUCUGAUGGGGUUUGUGGAAGCGGAUCUGGAUAUCGAGUCGAUGAGCGAGCGCCUUUUCGACAUCGUCACUAAAGAGUGGCGUCUUGAUUUCAAAUACUGCAGGGGUCAGGCUUACUUGGGUUCUGGAGAAAACUCGUACAAACUCAAGGCGUUUGCGUGCAAAGUUCAGGAGAAGUACCCUCUCGCAAUAUGCACUCACUGUUCCUGUUACUCCUUUAACACGUGGUGGUCAAGGUCGGUUCCUGUCCCCUCCAUCAGCAGAGCUUUGGAUAUACUUGAGAAGAUAGUUUUGUUUUUCAGCACCUCACCCGAACUUGAAAAACAGCUGGAUCAAGUCAUAGCUGUUGGUCUGCGUGAGAGCUACGAGAAGAUCCACGAGUUUCAAGGCACCUUCUGUUCCUCGUGGCAGGAGAAGCACGACUCCUAUGAUGUCUUCUCUCAGAUAUUGGAACCUCUAGUGGAUUGUUUGGAGAGGUUCCAAAACAGCAGUCCACCGAUGUGGAGUUUAGCAGUGAUCAACCAAGCGAAGAAACUCCUCCAGCUGAUCCGAGACUUUGACUUCAUUGUGGCGAUCGUGGCUUUAAAGAACAUCUCGUCUUUCACCAGAGAACUGAGCGCAGCUCUUCAGAAAGACCAUUUCAGCGCCGCGUCACAGCUCUGCCAGAUCAGCGGCAUUGUAGCUACGCUCAACCGACUCAAAACCAACGUAAAAGUGUUCCACCAAAACUGGUUUGAUGAAGCGUGUUCCUUCGCUCAGACCUUAGGCGUGCAGGUGAAGGUGCCUGAGAGUGUCCCGUGUCCCAGAGACAACCUGCUGAAACCAGGUGCGUACUAUAAGGACGCCAUCAGCGUCCCUUUAGUCGACCAUAUCAUCAACUCUGUCAAAGACCAUUUCUCCGAUGACCACAAAGAGGCGCUCAACUUCUUAUCUCUGGUCCCAUGUUCUGUAACGAUGAGCUACACAUUCGAAAGCCUGAAAUCGAAACCUCCGUUGUACGUCGGAGACCUUCCUGAUCCUGAGAACUUCUUCACAGAACUUUCCUGCUGGAAGGUGAAAUGGAAAACUAAAGUGGUUUCCCCGACGAUACCGGACACUAUAUUUCAGACUCUCCGCCUGCCACUCAUGCAGUAUUUCGCCAACAUCAACACGUUGUUGAAGAUCAUGUCGGUGUUGCCGAGCACCACGCUGGAACACUGUGGAGAGGUGAAGCGCUAUAAAAUGUUUCAAGACUACCUGAGCAGCACGUAUGCCAAGGACAGGACGCCGUGUUUGGCCGUGCUCCAGGUGGCCACAAACUUCAACAGAGAUCUGGACAGGAUGGUGACGCAGUGUCUGAAACUCACUCCAAAAACACUGGAAGGAAUCUGCCUGGACAAGGAGGCAAAAACUCUGCGCAAUUCCGAGUCAAAAGCAGAAGACAACCACAAGGACGAGGAGAUGGAGGUUCAACAAGACCGAGCCCCUCAAAAACUCCCGGACUUCAACCAGUUAAAGGCAGAGGAUAACUGCACUACUGUAUACAUCAAAGUUGAGACCCAGCAAGUUCCUGAAGUUACACCUGCUGUAGUUACAGAGGGACCACAGGUGAAGCCUUUGGAUGAGAAUGGUCACUCAGACCAGCCUGUGGAGAAUCUUCAGAGGGUCUUCAUGCUGGCGGGUAAACUGGCCCGGGAAAAGCGUCUGUUUUUGGACCUCCCCAAGGAAGAGCAAGAGCUCGUAAUGCAAGAGCUUGCUAUGUGUCAGUGGGGUGAGGAGAACACAAAAGAUUUCUCAGAUGUGGAUGUGUUGAAAGGAAUUGUGAAGUCGGUGAGGGAAUCGAUCCUCUCUGAAAUACAAGAAUCUCCAUUUUUUUCCAUUAUCAUCGACAAGGCCGUGUCUGUGGAUGACAUGAAGUAUGUUCCUGUCUUCAUCCGCUUUGUGGACAAUUUCACACCAAAAGUGGAGCUUUUAGGAUUUCUGCCCAUGGACACAAGUUCUGAUGCAGAUACCCAGGCUAAGACGCUCUCCAGCAUCCUCUCAGAGGAAUGGGGUCUCCAGAUGGGAUGCUGUCGUGGUCAGUCGUUUAUGUGCACAGGUGUUGGGGGUCAAGGUCUAAGAAAGCUAUCUUUAGGAUUUUGGAGAGCUUUCCCUUGCUGUGAACACACCCAGUGAGUCCUGUGGACUCGCUUAUUGGCUGGCGGUUAGCCUUCAUAACGACCCGAUCACAAAAGUGCUCGGCGUUGUCGAGGACCUGCUACUGUUCUUCGAUCAGUCCCCAAGACUGCAUGUUGAGCUUUCUCAGACAAGGGAAGGUCUCUUGAACACUCCCCGAGAAGCCCUCGCAGAGGUCCCAGAAACAUGCUUGUCGAAGUGGAAAAAGACAGAAGAUUUCUUU